GCACCACAGUUAAUUUUCUCGCGCGCUGUACGAGCACGCGCGGUUCCGCUGGUUUUCAUCUCGACCCCUUACUGUGCUGGAAAGCAAUUACGCGCAUUUAUUAUUAUUAUUAUUAAUUUAUUUUUUUUACAUUUUCCAAACAUAGACUUUUCAAAUGGAGUUCGGUGGAAUCUUGGAGAAUAGUUCAUUGUGCAAAAAAGGCUUUAGACACCACUCGGAAUUAUCUUUGUGAACAUUGGGAACAUGUAAACCUUCUCUAUACAGUAAAAGGCGGGUCUUAAUUUUUUUUUUCAUUAUUCGCGCGAACUUUAGGCGAUGAUGACAAGGUGAAAAGUCUAGUGUUUUUCUUUAGGUCUAAAUUCAAUCUAGCAUUUAACACGGACGAUGAGAGCAACCUAUCGCUGUUCCUUGAGGUACCCCUGAUUUGACAAUGGUAACUUGCUUUUCUGGAUACAAUAAUUCAAGCUUUGGCGACACGGGGGUCAGCGGCACCGUAGCCGCUUUCCCUGGCCACACUAUGGUGAUCCUUGCUGUUUUAAUGAUAACCCUUGUUGUCGUGGUUGUAGUGGGAAAUGCGUUGGUCAUCCUUGCUUUUGUCGUGGACAAGAGUCUCAGAAAUCAAAGCAAUUAUUUCUUCCUUAAUUUGGCGAUAUCAGAUUUCCUUGUCGGGGCGUUCUGUAUCCCCGUGUACAUGCCCUAUAUCCUGACAGGCCGGUGGAUGCUGGGCCGGGGUCUCUGCAAGCUGUGGCUGGUCAUGGACUACCUGCUCUGCACCGCCUCUGUCUUCAACAUCGUCCUCAUCAGCUACGACCGCUUCCUGUCUGUCACCAGAGCCGUGCGGUAUCGAGCCCAGCAGGGUAUGACCCGUCUGGCCGUGGGGAAGAUGCUGGCCGUGUGGGUGUUAGCCUUCCUCCUGUAUGGGCCGGCCAUCAUCUUCUGGGAGCAGGUGGCCGGUGAGAGCAUCGUGCCGCCUGAUGAGUGCUUCGCCGAGUUCUACUGCACGUGGUACUUCCUCCUCAGCGCCUCCACCUUUGAAUUCUUCUCACCGUUUGUCUCCGUGGCCUUCUUCAACCUUAGCAUCUACCUCAACAUCCAGCGGAGGAACAGGAGCCGGGCCGCGCGGGCCACCGCCGACCGGGCUGAGGAGGGCUGGCGGGUGGCCGACGGCGCCACGUCCUCGGCUGUGUUCUUCGUCAAGACGCGCAAGGUCUCCUCAAGCGAGCCGGCUGCUGCGUCGGCCGCCGUCGAGGAGGACGAGGAGGUUUCGCCGUCGUCCAGCGGAGACCCCAGCAGCAGUCAUUCGGUGUCUCUGUCCAUGAAGACGGUCGGCAAGAAGAAAGGAGCGCUGAGGUGCUGGAUAAGGACCCGUGUGGUCCAAGUGCAGGGUCCCCCUAACUCUAACUCUUGCACCCCCUGUGGGGGUGGAGGCCAUUCGCGGCUUUCCCGGGACAAGAAGAUCGCCAAGUCGCUGGCGGUGAUCGUGUGCGUGUUCGGAGUGUGCUGGGCUCCGUACACCCUGCUGAUGAUCAUCCGCGCGGCCUGCAGCGGCGCGUGUGUGGAGCACCACUGGUACGAAGUCACGUUCUGGCUGCUUUGGCUCAACUCCGCCAUUAACCCCUUCCUGUACCCGCUGUGCCACAGCAGCUUUCGGAGGGCGUUUGCCAAGAUCCUUUGCCCCAAACGGCAGUCUGUGGGGCCGCAUGAGGACAUCCCAUCCUGCCAGUGAGACGAUACUCACAGGGAAUUAUGUGCAAAUCAGCAACUCAUAAGAUGACAAAUGUUCCACUGAGGGCUUAUUUCUGGCGGAGAUCAAUACAGCUUAAUCACACGGAGUGAAAACGGGUUUUCAUUUCCUGUGUAAAGACAUGAACCUUUAUUACAGUUAUACUCUUAUAUGUUCUUUUUUCCCCCCUACUUCACCAAAACUGCAAAAACCAGAUUCACCACCACCUUGUGAAAACACUGCAUAGAAAGUUGAAAAGCAGUAGUGAGAAAAGUGAUGCAUCAUUGUUAUGUGCAUGUUUGGGUCCAUCGGUCACCCAUUUGUUGUUAUACCGUUUGUCUUGUGGAUGCCGCCCCUGACUGGCCUUACACACAACUCUGAGAAUAGAGACAGUGCAAUAGUAUAGGCAGCUGCUGAUAAAAGCAUUCUAGUGGUUGUUUAGCUCUCUGUCUCUAAGCCCAGCACAGCUGUGGAGAGAUUAACCAGCUGUCCUGUGUAGGACUCCCAAUGUAGUCUAGUGGCGUUUUCGAACGUGACACAAGCUGACAUUAUAUUUGGGUGUUUUGGUUUUUUUUUUGGUUGUUUGUUUUUUGUGGAAUGAGUCUUGUUUGUACAAGUUUUAUUUUCAGAAUGGCACAUAUGAAGCACUGCACUUAAAUUUCAGUAAAUGUUUUCUUUAAAUCCAUCACGUUUUAGUUUAAUACUUAAAAAGGAACUCAGACUCUGAGCAUAAUUGCACCCACAAAUGGUGUGCGGUUAUAUUGUUGGCCCAUACAUAAUUACAUAUGUGUUGUAGCUAUACUAUUUGAGAAAUAACUACAAAGUUUUUAGAACUUGGAAACAAUACUGUAAAUGGCAGCUUUUUAAGAAAGAUUGUGUGUGUAAUUUAGUUCACGGCUAACUUCACAAAGAGAUUAUGACCAUUUAAAAUGCUUUGUGACCAUUUGUGACUACUUUAAAUACCAUGCAGUGUAUUAAAGGUA
This is a messenger RNA of Electrophorus electricus (electric eel), 2706 nucleotides long. Its product is annotated as histamine H3 receptor. The record is from RefSeq and is a predicted model, not a curated record. Gene Ontology annotation, biological process: chemical synaptic transmission; G protein-coupled receptor signaling pathway, coupled to cyclic nucleotide second messenger; adenylate cyclase-inhibiting G protein-coupled acetylcholine receptor signaling pathway. Gene Ontology annotation, molecular function: G protein-coupled serotonin receptor activity; G protein-coupled acetylcholine receptor activity; histamine receptor activity. Gene Ontology annotation, cellular component: synapse; dendrite; plasma membrane. NCBI's taxonomy places the organism in Eukaryota, Metazoa, Chordata, Actinopteri, Gymnotiformes, Gymnotidae.